Betta splendens (Siamese fighting fish) is the source of this 2413-nucleotide messenger RNA. RefSeq names its product general transcription factor IIH, polypeptide 1 (gene gtf2h1). Lineage: Eukaryota; Metazoa; Chordata; Actinopteri; Anabantiformes; Osphronemidae. Gene Ontology annotation, cellular component: transcription factor TFIIH core complex; transcription factor TFIIH holo complex. The record is from RefSeq and is a predicted model, not a curated record. The transcript is spliced from 15 exons. Bases 192 to 1838 code for a protein of 548 amino acids. Gene Ontology annotation, biological process: transcription by RNA polymerase I; nucleotide-excision repair; transcription by RNA polymerase II.
UUUUAGUGUAACACAGCUCGGCAGUCAUGUCGGCACUGAAGUCGGGGCGCUCGCUGAUAGAUUAGUCACAAUUGAGUUUAAUGCAUACUGUAGAUUUUAUAUAUAAAGAUACAAUUAUUUGAGAUUAUGCGUUGAGAUAAAGCGAGGUAUUUGUUGCCGUGUUGAUUUAUUUUGAGAUCUUAUUUUGAGCCAUGGCAUCGCUGUCAGAAGAGGUUCUACUGGUGGUGAAAAAAGUUCGCCAGAGGAAACAGGACGGUACUCUUUACCUGAUGGCUGAACGUAUAGCCUGGGGUCCAGAGGGCAAAGACCGCUUCACAGUCAGCCACUUAUAUGCAGAUAUUCGAUGUCAGAAAAUCAGUCCAGAUGGGAAAUCCAAAAUUCAGCUGCAGCUGGUCCUUCACACUGGUGAGAGCACUACAUUCCACUUUGCCAAUGAGAGCAGUGCACUCAAAGACAGAGAUGCAGCGAAGGAGCUGCUGCAGCAGCUGCUACCUAAAUUUAAGAAGAAAGCCAACAAGGAACUGGAAGAGAAGAACAGGAUGCUUCAAGAAGAUCCAGUGCUCUUCCAGUUAUAUAAAGAUCUUGUAGUGAGUCAGGUGAUCAGUGCUGAGGAAUUUUGGGCCAACAGAUUUGGAGGCAUAAACAACACAGACCCUGCAUUAUGCAACAGUAAACAGGAAGUUGGUAUAUCUGGAGCCUUUCUGGCAGACAUUCGACCCCAGACAGAUGGAUGCAAUGGAUUAAGAUAUAAUCUGACUGCUGACAUUAUUGAAUCCAUCUUCAGAACAUACCCUGCAGUGAAGCAGAAAUAUAAUGAAAAUGUGCCUCAUAAUCUGACGGAAAAGGAAUUCUGGACCCGCUUUUUCCAGUCCCACUAUUUUCACAGAGACCGCCUCAACACAGGAACACAGGAUAUCUUCUCAGAGUGUGCCAAGCAGGAUGAAAAAGGGUUAAAAUGUAUGGUGGUUCAAGGAGUGAAGAAUCCUUUGGUCGAUCUCCUGUCAUUAGAGGAUAAAUCAUUAGAUGAGGGUUAUGGAGUUUGCACGACGGUUCCCUCAACUUCCAAUGCGAGCAGGACGCUAAAGGAGAGCAGCAAUUAUGCCAUUAUAAAGCGUUUCAACCAUCACAGUGCCAUGGUGCUGGCAGCAGGGUCACGCAAAGGGGAAACAGACCAAACUAGCGAGACGAGCAGUACAGAUGGAAACUCAAGGGAUUCUGACUUUUUUCAGCCUCCUGUAAAGAAGGUCAAAUUACAAGAAGCCAUAGAAUAUGAGGAUCUGCAAAGAGAAAACAGACCAAAAACGGUGGCAUUAAAUCUCAAAAAAUCAGACAGGUAUGCUCAUGGUCCUGUGCCACUUCAGUCCCAACAGUAUGCAACAAGCCAGGACAUCAUUGACUCAAUCAACUGCAUCCAACAGGAGAUGGCCAACUACAAGCCCAACCUCACUCAGGUGUUGUCCAGUUCAGCAGCUAGUUCUGCCAUAGCAGCUCUUUCUCCAGGGGGACUCCUGAUGCAGGCAGGAGCCCAGCAAGCCAUAAAUCAGAUGGUACCUUCUGAGGUUCAGGGAGAGCUGAAGCAUCUUUACAUAGCUGUUGGAGAGUUGUUGAGACACUUCUGGUCCUGUUUUCCUGUUAACUCGCCGUUUCUGGAAGAGAAGGUAAUAAAAAUGAAGUCAAACCUCGAGAGAUUUCAGAUGACCAAGCUUUGUCCUUUUCAGGAAAAGAUUCGGCGUCAGUACUUAAGUACAAAUCUCACCGGGCACUUGGAGGAGAUGUUGCAGAAAGCUUACAGCAAGUUUGACAUCUGGCAAACCCGUCGGAUGAUGAGGAAAACCUGAGUUCUGCUGGUUGAUCAUAAAGAGGACAAGGAAAACAUUAAAGUAUAUGGACAAAUGAACUGUGAUGGUCCAGACUGCUGUAAAGAGACUACAGAGCACAGUCUAAUGGACCACGGUUCAUAAGGAUGCAAUGAUGAGGAUAUAGAGGGACGCUGCUACAUCCCCAAAUUUUAGAAGAGACUACCUGCAUCUCAGUCACCAAUAACUGUUUUCAUUUAUUUUCUCAAUGGUUGAAAUAUUGGUGGCUGUAAUGGUUAAACAUGCCUUUUAAAAUGUCAUAACCAGACGGAAAUCGGAAAUAUGCUCUCAGGACAAGCAGCCGAGGUGUGAGAUGCAAGCAGAGGACUGUCAUCGGUGCACAGUGCCAAGACUGAGAGCUCAGGCGUACGAGGAGCUCCUCUGUCGAGUUCCUGGAGAUCUGAAGCCAAACGGGGAAGUGAAUAUAGCAAUACUGUUAAGACAUUAACGUACAAGUGCAUUAGUGUGUGUACGUGUCACUCAGAUCACACUCGCUGGUCUUCAAUGUCUGCACUGGACUCAAAAUUUAACCUGAAUAAAGUGACACUUAAAGUUUU